GCUGUCAGCACCAAGGACAGCAGCCUGCUCAGCCCGGAGCGACCAGCCAGCGACUCAUCGGGGGGAUCAGUCCGCUCUUAAAUAACGGAGCAGCGGCUGGGAGCAGCGAUCCACGCCGCGGAGGAAACCCGCCUGGAAGAUCUGGACCAUGGUUUGAGUCUUUUUCCUCCAAAACCGCAGGCCGGUUUGAGCCAAUCUGCAGGGAGAAAAAAUGUGGACAAUGCGGCUCGGACGCCCCUUUUUACCAGCCUGCCCCUAAUAUGAGCAUGCACAUUCCUCCGCAUUGCACAUAAAUCCACCUUUUUCUCCGUCUUGGCCUCCCUCCCUCCGCUCCCACCGCCCACCUGGAUCGUGUCUGCAGUCUUUGCCUCCAACUGGCUGCGCCGUGCUGCUGUCCAGAAGCUGGUGGAGCCGACCCGCCACCGGGGAGAAAAGCGACCGGGCUGCACUGUGCUGUUUGGUGGUCCACACGAUGCGUCUGUUUCUGUUUGCGGUGCUCUUCUCGUGCUCCUGCGCGCGGGCCGGCUGCGAGCCGAAGAUCGUUAACAUCGGGGCCGUCCUGAGCCAGAAGAGAUACGAGCAGGUCUUUAAAGAUGCCGUGACCCAGGCCAACCAGGUCUACGGCAGGGACAAAUUCAAGCUGACCGCCAUCUCCGUAACGCAUAAACCCAACGCCAUCCAGAUGGCUCUGUCCGUGUGCGAGGACCUCAUCUCCAGUCAGGUCUAUGCCAUCCUGGUGAGUCACCCUCCCCAGUCCAAUGACCACCUCACUCCAACGCCUGUCUCCUACACCGCGGGCUUCUACCGCAUCCCCGUGGUGGGCCUCACCACCCGCAUGUCCAUCUACUCAGACAAGAGUAUCCACCUGUCCUUCCUGCGGACCGUCCCUCCCUACUCCCACCAGGCUCAUGUGUGGUUCGACUUGAUGCGCGAGUUCAACUGGAACCACAUCAUCCUGAUCGUGAGCGACGACCACGAGGGGCGGGCUGCUCAAAAGAGGCUCGAGACCCUCCUGGAGGAGAGAGAAACCAAGAAUAAAAAAAGGAACUAUGAAAACCUCGACCAACUGUCCUAUGACAACAAGCGAGGACCUAAGGCAGAGAAAGUCCUCCAGUUCAGCCAGGAGACUAACUUAACUGCCCUGCUGCUGGAGGCCAAAGAGCUGGAGGCCCGAGUCAUCAUCCUGUCGGCAAGUGAGGAGGACGCUGCUGCAGUGUACAAGGCUGCCCGCUUCCUCAACAUGACCGGCUCGGGGUACGUGUGGCUGGUGGGCGAGCGGGAGAUGUCGGGUAAAGCCCUGACCGAGGCGCCAGACGGUCUGAUCGGCCUCCAGCUCAUCAACGGGAAGAAUGAGUCGGCACAUAUCAAUGACGCGGUGGCUGUGGUGGCCCAGUCCAUCCAGGAGCUCUUUGAGAAGGAGAACAUCACAGAACCCCCCAGAGGAUGUGUGGGCAACACCAACAUCUGGAAAACAGGGCCGCUCUUUAAACGGGUGCUGAUGUCCUCCAAAUACCCAGAGGGCCUGACAGGACGCGUAGAGUUCAAUGACGACGGAGACAGGAAGUACGCCCAUUACAGUAUCCUCAACUACCAGAAGAGUCGACUCAUUCAAGUCGGGAUAUACAACGGAACACAGGUGGUGAUGAACAAUCAGCGGAAGAUCAUCUGGCCCGGAGGAGAGACUGAGAAACCACAGGGCUUCCAGAUGUCCACUCGAUUAAAGAUAGUGACAAUACACCAGGAGCCAUUUGUGUAUGUGAAACCCACUCAGCCGGAUGGAACAUGCAAGGAGGAAAUGACAUUAAAUGGAGUCUUAAUUAAAAAGGUUAUCUGCACUGGGCCCAAUGAGACCAUCCCAGGUAACCUAUCAGGACGCCCAAUUGUACCCCAAUGUUGUUACGGAUUCUGUAUCGACCUCCUUAUCAAGUUGGCUAUGACCAUGAACUUCACCUAUGAGGUGCACCUGGUGGCUGAUGGGAAGUUCGGAACUCAGGAGAGGGUGAACAACAGUAACAAGAAAGAGUGGAAUGGCAUGAUGGGAGAGCUCCUGGGGGGCCUGGCUGACAUGAUUGUAGCCCCGCUGACUAUAAACAACGAACGAGCCCAGUACAUAGAGUUCUCCAAACCCUUUAAAUAUCAAGGUCUCACCAUCCUCGUUAAAAAGGAAAUCCCUCGCAGUACUCUGGACUCGUUCAUGCAGCCGUUCCAAAGCACACUGUGGCUGUUGGUGGGUCUUUCGGUGCAUGUGGUGGCGGUGAUGCUUUACCUACUAGACCGGUUCAGCCCGUUUGGAAGAUUUAAAGUAAACAGUGAAGAAGAAGAAGAAGACGCCCUCACCUUAUCGUCUGCUAUGUGGUUCUCCUGGGGAGUGUUGCUGAACUCUGGUAUCGGAGAAGGUGCGCCGCGCAGCUUCUCAGCGAGAAUCCUGGGUAUGGUGUGGGCUGGAUUUGCCAUGAUAAUUGUGGCUUCCUAUACUGCCAACCUGGCUGCCUUCCUGGUGUUGGACCGGCCUGAGGAGCGCAUCACCGGCAUCAAUGACCCAAGGCUGAGAAACCCAUCGGACAAGUUCAUCUACGCCACGGUGAAGCAGAGCUCGGUGGACAUCUACUUCCGGCGGCAGGUGGAGCUUAGCACCAUGUACCGCCACAUGGAGAAGCACAACUAUGAGAGUGCCGCCGAGGCCAUCCAGGCCGUGCGUGACAACAAGCUGCAUGCUUUCAUCUGGGACUCUGCGGUGCUGGAGUUUGAAGCCUCGCAGAAGUGCGACCUGGUGACCACGGGAGAGCUGUUUUUCCGUUCGGGCUUUGGCAUAGGCAUGCGCAAGGACAGCCCCUGGAAACAGAAUGUGUCCCUGGCCAUUCUCAGUUCUCAUGAGAACGGCUUCAUGGAAGACCUAGAUAAAACCUGGGUGAGAUACCAGGAGUGUGACUCACGGAGCAAUGCCCCAGCCACACUCACCUUUGAAAACAUGGCAGGGGUCUUCAUGUUGGUAGCAGGAGGAAUAGCGGCAGGGAUCUUCCUAAUCUUCAUUGAAAUCGCAUAUAAGCGCCAUAAAGACGCCCGCAGGAAGCAGAUGCAGCUGGCCUUUGCGGCCGUCAAUGUUUGGAGGAAGAACCUGCAGCCCUCUUCCUCUCUAGAGACUCAGGAUGAUAGGAAAAGUGGUAGAGCAGAGCCCGACCCCAAAAAGAAAGCCUCUUUUAGGUCCAUCAGUACCACCCUGGCCUCCAGCAUCAAGAGACGUAGGUCCUCCAAAGACACGCAGUACCCACCCACUGACAUCACGGGCCAACUCAACUUGUCUGACCCGUCUGUCAGCACUGUGGUGUAGAGAGAGAGAGAGACGCCGAGGCUGCUCCCCGAGGAGAGAAACGAGGAAACGAGACGAGGAGGAAAGAAAAAGAAAAAAAACGAGGACGAGAAAGAAGUGGAGGUGACAGGGAGGGAGACGAAGGAAACAUCUCCUGGUUCCCUUGGAAGCCGUGGAAGACGAAGCUUUUCAUUUCACGGAGCUUUUUUUGAGGAAACUGCUUGCUGAAGAAAGUGUCUGAAAAACACUGAACUUGCACCUUUUUUUGUCAGGAUUACCUGGCGUUCGAUGUUUUAGGGUCCCUGAGCAUGCACAGAAGAACCCAUCUGACUCACAUAUACGAUCUUUUCCUUCUGUAUAUUCUUAGCAAACUUAUUUAAUCUUGUUUUUGUCGUUUUUUGGCUCACAGAGAUUUACUUAAUGUUUGAUGUUAUAACUACUUUUCAAAAAGUUCCUGACCGGCUGUAUAAGUUUAGACAGACAGGUUUAGUUUAGUUUUAGUUAUGGAUUAUAAAACCAGUUCUGGUGCAAGUACUGUACUCAACAUAUCACAUGCAACUAGGGCUUAGAAACCAUAGUAAUAGAGAGUUUUCUUAACAACUUAUACUGCAAUACAAGAGGUACUGUAAGCUUCAAUGGAUAUCAAGCAUUUUUUAAUGGGAACUACCUGUUUUUAUCUACACUUAAGAGGUUUUUUUUAGAUGUUUCUUUUAUUAAGAAGCACUAAUAAUGGCACUAAUAUUGUCGAUGAUGGGAGCAUAUGUGUGCUUGUAUAUGAAAAAUAGCUUUAUGUAUCUGAAUUGAAAGGCCAUAUACCAGAUUCUGUAGUAAAAUUGUCUCUUUUCCCCCCCUUUUAUUUUCUACUAAUCUGCCAAAUGCAUGCUUUUUAUUUGAUUUAUUUGCAGUAGAACUAAAGAAAAUCAGUCAAGUUUUAUUUCUAGUGAGAUAUAAAGCAGGCGAAUAGAUGCUUUAAGAGAUUAAUUUUGAUGAAACAGUGAGUUUAGGCUGGUGUUUUUUCGUCCAAACACGUUUUUUAAGACACUCCUCCGGGAGCCAUGUUGCUUUUGGGGACGCCCUCUCUCUCUCUUCCUCUCUCCUGCCGCAGCAGUCUUUCUCAUUUCUCCAAGGGGUUGCAUCAAAGGGCCAGGUUCUUCAUCCAACCGCCACUCGCUCCGUCGUGCAAAACCUCGUCCCGGCGCCGCGUCGUCGGCGGGCUUUUGCACGAAGGAAGCACGAGUGCGUUGAAAGCGUGGCUCUGGCGACGGCGCCGAGCUGCUGUGCAGGUUCUUGGUUGGAUGCAAAAACAGGCCGUUUCCCAUUUUCUGGAGCUGAGAAACAACUGCUGUGUGUUGAAAGGACUGUCACAUCCUGUCUGGCACUGCAUAGCACUUUAUGCUGAGGCGUCUCCCAAACUGUAAUAUAUAGAAAGAUGUUAACUAACAAAGAAACUAACUAGAACUAGAACCACUGUAACAUCAGUCACUUCUCCACUUUGACAUGUUUUAUUUCUUCAAAAUCUCUUGUUUUAUUUUCGUUUUACUUACUAAAAAACACUAUCUACAGAGUCUGAAGAGAGUUUAGUUUGUGACCUGGACCCAUCAUGAUGUCAUCAUGGCCUAUGCAUGCUUCCUCUGUGUUCCUAUCAGUGCUUGAGUUUGUUUCUGGAUGCGUGCUGUCGCUGUGUACAGUCAGCUGAGCCGUGAGGAGCACCAACCAUGAAUGAACUGUAAAUAAUAAUAACUGUGUAGAUACUGACGGGCUGAGGAGAUUGUUCUGCUUGUAUUACAACUGCAGCUGAGAAUGUCUAGUUACACACACACACACACACACACACACACACACACACACACACACACACUGGUGAUACACAGGCAUGCAUCAACACACACACACAUGCACACACACAUAUAUGCACACACACAUAUGCACACACAAACACAGCCCCAUAUGGGAGAAAUCACUUGUUUUUUCUUACCUUUUCCAGUAAGGAUCUUGCAUUGAAUCAUCUUGUUUAUACAACUGUAAAUAAAAUAUACUUGCAUUGCCAAGUCUAACCUGUGAUUCUA
Centropristis striata (black sea bass) is the source of this 5373-nucleotide messenger RNA. RefSeq names its product glutamate receptor, ionotropic, N-methyl D-aspartate 1a (gene grin1a). Gene Ontology annotation, cellular component: plasma membrane; synapse; neuron projection. Gene Ontology annotation, molecular function: NMDA glutamate receptor activity. The coding region runs from base 473 to 3328 and encodes 951 amino acids. The transcript has 22 exons. Gene Ontology annotation, biological process: regulation of membrane potential; ionotropic glutamate receptor signaling pathway; monoatomic ion transport. Lineage: Eukaryota; Metazoa; Chordata; Actinopteri; Perciformes; Serranidae. The record is from RefSeq and is a predicted model, not a curated record.